Molecule: messenger RNA, 1416 nt
Organism: Ectocarpus siliculosus
Lineage: Eukaryota; Phaeophyceae; Ectocarpales; Ectocarpaceae
Source: the annotation of a GenBank genome assembly
AUGAAGUUCCUUUCGAUGACCGCUGGGCCUCUGCUGCUCGCCUUGGCCGUCAGCGCCGGUCGCGGCCGCCGUGGCAAUGACGACUCCAACGACGCGCCGUCCCCGACCCCGACGUCCUCGAGUGACUCCUCGAGUGACUCCUCGAGUGGUUCCUACGACGCCACGUCCGUCGGGACGACCGGUGAGUCAUCCCAGGCGGCGACAUCCUCCUCCCCCUCGACGGAUGCUGAGGUUUACCCGGAGCCGAUGAGUUACGGCAACGACGCGGAGAUUACCCCCGAGCCUAUUUCCUCCUCGUCCUCCGGCUCCGUCGAGCCGACGGACUACUACGUCGAAGCGACAGACGGAGGAGAGGAGACGAUCACGAUGGGCAGCGGAACGGAUGACGGGGGCGAGGAGGAAGGGGCGCCGAUGGAAAACCCUGAUGACGGGGCGUCCUGCUCCACCUACGAUGAGGAUGUGGAAGUCGCGAAACUCCUUGAUAGCACUUGUGAAUGGGACACCUACAUGUGCUGCUGGACCGGCAGCGACGGAGCGGACGGGAUGACCGCGAACUCCGACGUCUGCCGCGUACUGGACUACCCGGAAGAGGGAGACUCCUUCGAAAUGCCCCGCGAUUCGGAGGGCUCCGUGUACUGCCAUGGCUUCGCCUGGGUGGAAGGCGCGGACGUGGACACCCACAUCCUGCCCCUGUACCACUACGUGAAGAACGUCGGCCGUACCGAAGAGGGGGGCUUCUACGGAAACGUGGAGGGAGCGCCGGAAUGCGGGUGCAUCGAGGAAAUGCCCCAGGUGUCCUACUCCGAGUGCUCCAGGUACUCCUGGGAGGGGAUCGUUGGUUGCGGCAACAACGGGCUGUUAAGCCAGUACCGCGGUCGCCUGGGCGAGCCCUACGGCCCGAUGGACGACAACCUGGUGAGGACAUGCGACAACGAAGACGUUCCGGACUACGACUACGGGUCGUGCAGCCACAACACGUACAUGUGCUGCUGGACGGAAAACGACGGCGAGGGAAUGGCGGACAACACGGACGUGUGCCGUGUGGUGGACUACCCGUCGAUGGGUGAGACGUUGGAGUUCCCCGGCGACAGCGAGGGGGAGGUGCACUGCCACGGGUUCGUGUGGCCCGAGGACGCCACCGACAAGUACAUCCACCUCCUGUCGCAGUUCGUCCAGAACUUCGACCACAGGGACAGGAGGGGGUACUACGGAAAUAUCGAGGGCGCCCCCAUGUGCGGCUGCAUCGAAGAGAUGCCGGUGGUUUCCGAAGCUGACUGCACCACCUACGACACCGACCCGGAGCGAGAGGGCAAGUUCACGGCGUGCACGAAGAACGACCUCCGCACCCGCUACGAGGCAGAGUACCCUACCGGGGAGCUUGCCAACCUCGUUGACACCUGCGACAACGCGGAGUAA